Messenger RNA from Esox lucius (northern pike), 3566 nucleotides. RefSeq names its product ubiquitin specific peptidase 5 (isopeptidase T) (gene usp5). The transcript is spliced from 20 exons. Gene Ontology annotation, molecular function: cysteine-type deubiquitinase activity; protein binding; zinc ion binding. Lineage: Eukaryota; Metazoa; Chordata; Actinopteri; Esociformes; Esocidae. The coding region runs from base 212 to 2806 and encodes 864 amino acids. Gene Ontology annotation, biological process: protein deubiquitination. The record is from RefSeq and is a predicted model, not a curated record.
CUAUGGCGCGGUUCUCGACGUGCGUACGGCUGUGGUUCGGCCUUGCGUCCACAGAAACAGGGACGCAUCAUCAUCAGGCCAUUCAUUGGGAGACUGGCAGAAGGGGAGAGCGACACAAACAACGCUAUAUUCCAAGCAGGGGAAUCAAACGCUGGGGUCCAAUCUCCGAGUAACAAGUGUCCGACUGGAAGGCUAAAUUAGCUAGCUUGAGAUGGCGGAGGUUAGCGAGGUUUUGAUGUCGGUUCUGUCUACAAUUCGGGUUCCGAGGCCCGGAGACCGUGUCCACAAAGACGAAUGCGCCUUGUCAUUUUCCUCUCCGGAGAGUGAGGGAGGCCUGUACGUAUGCAUGAACAGUUUCCUUGGAUUUGGAAGCCAGUAUGUGGAUAGACACCACACAAGGAGCGGACAGCGGGCUUACCUGCACAUUAUCCGGACCCGCAAAGCUCCAGUGAGCGACACUCUGAAGGAAGAUGACAACAAUUCUGGAUCCGGUGACCCACCCAAGAAGAAGCCUACCCGAUUGGCCAUAGGAAUUGAGGGAGGGUUCAAUGUGGAGCAGGAUCAGUAUGAGGAAGAAGUGAAGGUGGUCCUCUUCCCUGACCGACAGGAAGUGACAGCGGAUGACCUCACCGCCAUGCCGGACGUUGUACGAGAGCGGGUGUCUCUAGCCAUGGCGGGGCUGAUGUCGGCCGACUCCGUGUCUCACGCCCUGCAGGUGCAGCAGUGGGACGGCGAGGUGCGGGCCGAGUCCCGGCAUGCUGCCGAACUCAAGCAGCUGGACAACGGCGUCAAGAUCCCGCCCAGUGGUUGGCGGUGUGAGGUGUGCGAUCUUCAGGAGAACUUGUGGAUGAACCUGACGGAUGGCAGGGUGUUCUGCGGCCGCCGGUAUUUUGACGGCUCCGGGGGUAACAACCACGCCCUUCUGCACUUCCAGCAGACGGGGCACCCCCUGGCCGUGAAGCUGGGCACCAUCACUCCCGACGGAGCAGAUGUGUACUCCUACGACGAGGAUGAUAUGGUGCUUGACCCAAAGCUUCCCCAACACCUGGCCCACUUCGGUAUCGACAUGAUGACCAUGGAAAAGACGGAGCGUACGAUGACUGAGCUGGAGAUAGCGGUAAACCAGCGUGUUGGGGAGUGGGAGGUGAUCCAGGAGUCUGGGGCCACUCUGCAGCCCCUGUCCGGCCCUGGGCUCACGGGCAUGAAGAACCUUGGAAACAGCUGCUACCUCAACUCUGUCAUGCAGGUCAUCUUCACCGUGCCGGACUUCCAGAGCAAGUACGUCUCCAACAUUGACAAGAUCUUUGAUGAUGCCCCAAGUGAUCCCACCCAAGACUUUAAAACCCAAGUAGCGAAGCUGGGCUAUGGUCUCCUGUCAGGAGAGUAUUCUAAACCAGCCCUGGACCCUGGAGAGGGCGCAGAAGCCAGCACAGAACCCAGAAAGGACUUCUGUUUCCAGGGUGACCAGGUUGGCAUAGCCCCGCGAAUGUUCAAAGCCCUUGUUGGGCGGGGCCACCCAGAGUUCUCCACCAAUCGGCAACAGGACGCCCAGGAGUUCUUACUGCACUUCAUAAACAUGGUGGAGAGAAACUGUCGUUCAGGGGCGAACCCUUCUGAGGCCUUCCGUUUCCUGGUGGAAGAGAGGAUCGUCUGUCAGCAGUCACAGAAAGCAAAGUACACACAGCGGGUGGACUACAUCCUCCAGCUACCUGUGCCCAUGGACCAGGCCACCAACACAGAGGAGCUCCAUGAGGCUGAGCGCCGACGUGAGGAGGCAGACUCGUCGGGAGCCCCUCCCCCUUCGCCGGUGCGUGCCAAAAUCCCGUUCACGGCAUGCAUGGCCGCUCUCAGCGAGCCGGAGACACUUACGGAUUUCUGGAGCUCUGCCGUGCAGGCCAAGACCACCGCAACCAAGACCACCCGAUUCGCAUCUUUCCCCGACCACCUGGUCAUCCAGGUCAAGAAGUUCACCUUCGGGCAGGACUGGGUCCCUAAGAAACUAGACGUGAGCAUCGACGUUCCCGACACACUGAACCUGAGCACACUGCGUGGGGCCGGCCAGCAGCCCGGGGAGGAGCUUCUGCCCGAGUUGGCCCCGCCCCCUCUAAUGACCCCUGACGUGGAGGUCAAAGGUAUCCUGGGUUCCCACGGCAACGAGGAGGACGACUCGCUCUACUCCCCCCUGCUGUCCCCGGUUCUGGACGACUCCACCGUGUCCCAGUUGUGUGAGAUGGGCUUCCCCCUGGAGGCCUGCAGGAAGGCCGUCUACUACACCGGCAACACUGGGAUAGACGCAGCCAUGAACUGGGUCAUGGGUCACAUGGACGACCCAGAUUUUUCCGCACCCCUGGUAUUGCCGGGCACCAGCUCCGCCCCCGGGACCACGCCCACCGAAAGCGUUUCCGAGGAGCACCUGGCAACCAUUGUCUCCAUGGGCUUCAGCCGAGAUCAGGCUACGCGAGCCCUGAGGGCCACGAGUAACGUCCUGGAGCGAGCCGUGGACUGGAUCUUCUCCCACCUGGAUGACCUAGAAUCCAUGGAGGUGUCGGAGGGGGGGCGGUCGGCCGCUGAGAGCGAGGGGGCCAGGGAGCCUCCUCCCGGGCCAAAAGUCCGAGACGGACCUGGCAAGUAUGAGCUGUUUGCCUUCAUCAGUCACAUGGGCACUAGCACGAUGUGUGGCCACUAUGUCUGCCACAUAAAGAAGGACCAACAGUGGGUUAUUUUUAAUGAUCAGAAAGUGUGUGCCUCAGAGAAGCCGCCCAAAGACCUGGGUUACCUCUACUUUUACCGGAGAGUCACAGAGUGACAGAGGACAGGGGGGUUUGACUCGGGGAGGGGAGCGGGGGUCGCUAACACACACACACACACACACACACACACAGUCACACACUGAGCUACUAAGAAUACCCCCACAGGCUUUUCAACUGACACUUUUAUGGUGUAAAUCAAUAGACUUCAGCUGACCACAGUGGGUAGGAGGAUGGGAUGGAGUGUCUGUGUUCUCCACUCUACAAUAAACCAGGUGGUGUUAGUGGGCCGUGUAGUUGGUUGACGGCUGGUGGACAAACUCCAGAGACCUUCUUCAUCCCGCUACUGACACCUGGCGACUCACUGUAGUCCUUCUUCAUCCCACUACUGACACCAGGCGACUCACUAUAGAUGCUGCUGUUUAUGUGCAGCAGCUAUGGUCCCGCCCCUCCCUCCACUUCCUGGCACGACACGCAACUCAUCUCCUCCACAUUUACUGACUAGCGGCCGUUGUGAUGUCAUUGCUUUUGAAGCCUAGCACCGCCUCCCCUCUCGCCCUUCGGUUGUCUGACAUUUUUAAGACAAGUUCAACAUCUGCAGUAAGAGAGAACACAACUAUAUAAUACGAAACAGUUGAAAUGUGUAUUUAAAACGAAAAGGUAAUAAAAAAAAAAGUAAAAAACCAAAACACUGGUUGUUCUUUUACGUGGUGAAGGAGAUAGCUGGGUGAAAUGUUUUUUUUGAUUGUUUGUUUAUUUUGCUAAAAAUGAGUUCCUUUGUUACUCCUGCUUUGACAAAUAAAAAUGUCUUUCUGCCAA